AUGACGAAGAAGAAAAAGCAUCUGGAGUGGUUUUUAUCAGAUUUAGAAACGUUUGAAACUCCGAAAGUAUGGUUGGAGCAGUACGCUACUGGAGCAGAAAUGGCUGUUUCUAUUUUGGAAACUAUUGAUGGAAACGGCCAUAUACGAGACUGUACAGUUGCUGACCUCGGUUGUGGCUGUGGAGUUUUUAUGCUUGGAGCGGUGGAGUGUGGGGCCCUUUACUCAUUGGGCUUAGAGAUUGAUAGUGACGCUAUCAAAAUCUGCAAAAGAAACAUUGAGCAAGUUGACUUCGGGAAAGUUACUGAAGUUUUAAAUAUAGAUGUGAUUAAAAGUAUCGCCGCUGUUCGUGGUAUAUUGUUUGAUACAGUGAUAACAAAUCCGCCAUUCGGAACAAAGAACAACGCUGGAAGUGAUGUUAAAUUUGUUGAAGCUGGAAUGUCGCUACUUCGAGACGGGGGCCACCUUUAUUCGUUACAUAAAACUAGCACCCGCAAAUUUAUCUUGAAGAGUGCGAGAAAGUGGCAGAAUAUUAAAGCAGAAAGUACCGGUGCCGUUGAAAAACAAGUUAAAGAGAUGGAUUAUACAGACAGUGUAGCUGUUGAUGAUUCAAAUGUCAUUCGGAUCCAGCCCUCGUGUUCAAGGCGUCCAACUCUUGAAAUUAAUAAAGACAGUGUUAAUUUGGAGUUGCAAAAGAUUCCAAAGAUGGUUGCUGCUCCAAUGGUCCGUUAUUCUAAGUUGCCUUUCCGUCUCCUCGUACGGAAGUACUCUGCUGAUGUUGUGUUUACCCCGAUGAUCCACGCAAAAAAUUUUAUUGCUUCAGAGAAGUGCCGUAACUCAGAAUUCACAACGUGUAAAGAGGAUCGGUCUUCAAUAGUGCAGUUUGCAUCAAAUGAUCCUGACGAAUUUUCUUCAGCUGCAAUGCUUGUUAGCAGGGACGGUUAUGGAUCCAGUUUAUUGUCGAAUCCUGAACUGAUUGCUGAUAUUGUCGCCCAUACCCGACGACGUGUAUCUGAAACAAAUUAUUCUGUUUCGAUUAAACUAAGAAUUUGUGAAGACCUGAGACAAACAAUAGAACUGUGUCGACGUGUCGAGAAGAUUGGUGCGUCUUUCAUAGUAGUACAUGGAAGAACUGUUUCUCAGAAGUGUGAAGCUCCCAAUUACAAAGCCAUCAAAGGAGUAAAAUCCGCAGUAGGGAUACCAGUGUUUGCCAAUGGAGGUGUUAAUUCAUAUCGACAAGUUUUGCAGGUGGCAGAAUUCACAAAUGCUGAUGGGAUUAUGUGCGGAAGCGGUCUUCUUGAAAAUCCUGCAAUGUUUGCAGGACAUGAAUUUACACCAUUGCAGUGUGUUAAGGAUUGGGUUCAACUGACUGCUGAACAUGGAUUACAGUUCGAUUUGUUUCAUCAGCACCUGAUAUUUAUGCUUCGCAGAAUUCUCCCAGCAAAUCAAAGAAUUUUCUUCAAUAACCUUUGUAGCAGAGCCGCAGUCACAGACUAUUUAGUUGCAAAUAUUUUCUAG
Messenger RNA from Enterobius vermicularis (human pinworm), 1515 nucleotides. The record is from the annotation of a GenBank genome assembly. NCBI's taxonomy places the organism in Eukaryota, Metazoa, Nematoda, Chromadorea, Rhabditida, Oxyuridae.